AUAUAUCCAUUAAGUUUCAUUAUAGAGUGAUUACAUCGUCAAUAUUUAAUUUAAAGUUGUAUAUGAAAUGUUGGCUAUGUCUCCUCGACAAUGGCCCCUUCUGGUAUCCUAAUUAGUGGUAAUUUCGGCUGAUAUCUAACUAAACCUGUUGUUUACAUGGGGGGGGGGUGGCCCUGCGGUUUACCGCACCGGGCAAUCAUCCGGGCGCCCCUUAACAAACUGUCCAAUCACAAGACGGCUACUUAGUCCUUAGAUAAAGUACACUAGGAUGAAAGUCGCAGAAAAGUUAUUAGUCAUUCCCAAGUUUGCGAGACGGUUUGGAAGUUCAGCCUUUUUGGCAACGCGUUUUUGCGCUCGUUAACAAAUGUUACUUUUAGUCUGCGUUCGAUUUUUGUCAUACUGGAGAGUAUGACUUCCCAAAUUGACUCAAAAUAUGUGUUUCCAGAGGAUGUACGUCCACAACCACUGAAUAAUUUUACAACACAGGAGACCUGCUUGCCUUUCAGCGUGGAAGCGCUUAUUUCAGACAAGAGCCCACGUAUACGACCGGGAAAUGUUGACACAACGAGGAAAGGUUGUUAUUCGACUAAAAUACGGUCUCCUGCCUCAAACGAGUUACCACAACGCGUUGUGCGAGACGCUCCAGUCAAAUCUCAGUCGUUGGAAAGGGGAGACUGCACGCCUUGGAUGACCCGCUCGGAGAUCCCUACACCGCCCCGGCAGCUCAGUCCAACAGUGUGUUCUUUGAGAAAACACAAGACCAACCGGAAGCCCCGCACUCCCUUCACCACCUCCCAGCUCCUGGCCCUGGAGAGGAAGUUCCGCCAGAAGCAGUACCUGUCCAUCGCCGAGCGGGCCGAGUUCUCCUCCGUGCUGACCUUAUCCGAGACCCAGGUGAAGAUCUGGUUCCAGAACCGCAGAGCCAAAGCCAAGCGACUCCAGGAGGCAGAGGUGGAGAAGCUGAAGAUGGCCGCCUGUGUAGGGGGAAAAGCCGUGUUCCCGAGCUCAUGCUACUCGUCUUCCUCUGCUCCUUUCCCUUUCCGCGUUCCCCCGCAGCUGGGGUCAUCUCUGCUGUAUGGACACAGCUUUUCAUACGCACGCACUCCCAUCAUGCCCGCCACCGCCGCCGCCGCACAUCUGGCCAUGUUCAGAGCCCCGUUGGGAUUCAACCUGUUCCACCUCUCCUGAGACGAGGGGACACACGUGGGGGGUCUGGUCCCUGGACCAGGACCCAGCCGUGAGGACUAGCAAUAUGCUUAUUGGAUAUAGGGAUAUUAUGGAAUUAUGCACCUUAGUAGAGAUCCUAUUGGCCUCAUCACUUUAUCCAAAGAGGACCCAUCGGUGGAUUUGAAUCUGCAUGUACAUGACCUGUCUUUUUCUAUGUUUGUUUUAUUAUAAAAUUAUACACAGUUCAAUUCACAACCUCUGGGUUCCUCCAGGUUGGAUUGAAGGACUAUGAAACCCGGCCAGCAGCAAUGAGAUUCUCUUCCUGUACAGAAGAGUUCUGC
Molecule: messenger RNA, 1508 nt
Organism: Gadus macrocephalus (Pacific cod)
Lineage: Eukaryota; Metazoa; Chordata; Actinopteri; Gadiformes; Gadidae
Product: homeobox protein MSX-2-like
Exons: 2
Coding region: 409-1188 (259 amino acids)
Biological process (GO): regulation of transcription by RNA polymerase II; embryonic morphogenesis
Cellular component (GO): nucleus
Molecular function (GO): DNA-binding transcription factor activity, RNA polymerase II-specific; RNA polymerase II transcription regulatory region sequence-specific DNA binding
Source: RefSeq, a predicted model, not a curated record